CUCUCCUCGCCAUUGUCAUUCUCUCUCUCUCUCUCUCUCUUUCUCUCUCUUCGUGUCAUUGGGGAGAGGAAAUGGCCGGAAAUGAUUUGCUGUCGGGCUACUUGGAGGCUGCCAUUGAGGCCGCGCAGAAGGCUGGAGAGGUUAUUCGCAAAGGGUUUUACCAGACCAAGCAUGUCGAGCACAAAGGCCAGGUGGAUUUAGUCACUGAGACUGAUAAGGCAUGUGAAGAUCUCAUAUUUAACCAUCUCAAGCAGCGCUAUCCCACGCACAAGUUCAUUGGUGAAGAAACUACUGCCGCUUGUGGGAUCUCUGAGCUGACCGAUGAACCAACGUGGAUAGUGGAUCCUCUUGAUGGAACAACCAACUUCGUUCAUGGAUUCCCCUUUGUUUGCAUUUCUAUUGGGCUUACGAUUGGAAAAGUUCCUACAGUUGGCGUAGUAUAUAAUCCAAUUAUGGAGGAGCUUUUCACUGGUGUUCAAGGGAAAGGUGCUUUUCUGAAUGGGAACCCCAUCAAAGUGUCAUCUCAAUCGGAACUUGUGAAGUGCCUACUUGCGACCGAGGCCGGUACCAAGCGUGAUAAGGCAACGUUGGAUGCAUCUACUGAUAGAAUCAAAAGUCUACUUUUCAAAGUGAGGUCAGUUCGCAUGUGUGGAUCCUGUGCAUUGAACCUUUGUGGAAUUGCUUGUGGACGACUUGAUUUAUUCUACGAAACCGGCUUCGGAGGUCCCUGGGAUGUGGCAGGUGGAGCAGUGAUAGUGAAAGAAGCUGGAGGUCUUGUUUAUGAUCCAUCUGGUAAGGAUUUUGACAUCACAUCUCAGCGGGUUGCAGCCUCAAACCCUCUCAUCAAGGAUGCGUUCGUGGAGGUUUUGCAGCAAACAGAAUGAGAUGGGACCAACUAGUCGAGUGAAAUCUAAAAAGGAGCUCAAUUAUUUGUUAUUAUGAUAUAGAAACUAUAGUUUACUUGUUCUUCUGAACAACAUCAAGCUCUCUGAUACUGAAUUCCUUGACAAUGGGUUAAGGAAAUCUUGCUUCUUUAA
Rhodamnia argentea is the source of this 1037-nucleotide messenger RNA. Its product is annotated as inositol-phosphate phosphatase. The transcript is spliced from 13 exons. Gene Ontology annotation, biological process: signal transduction; inositol metabolic process; phosphatidylinositol phosphate biosynthetic process. The record is from RefSeq and is a predicted model, not a curated record. NCBI's taxonomy places the organism in Eukaryota, Viridiplantae, Streptophyta, Magnoliopsida, Myrtales, Myrtaceae. The coding region runs from base 72 to 884 and encodes 270 amino acids. Gene Ontology annotation, molecular function: inositol monophosphate 1-phosphatase activity.